CAGGUGUUCUGCUUUCAGCGACAGAUGAAGGGGGGGGACAACUGAGCGGAGGCGUUUCCGGUGCUUCGCGGUUGCCAUAGAAACCGACAUAAAGAUGGCGACCGUGACGACUUUUCAAUAGAGAAGGAGAAGACCCGGUAAGAGGAGCAGGUUCCCGCCAUCAGGUGUUUGGGACUCAGCAGAGGAGGUCCUCCUGUGGCUCCAGCUCGUUGCAGAUUCUCCGGCUUCUCCUCUCCUGCCUUCUGGUCCACCGUUUUCCCCGCCGCAGUCUGACCAUUUAUUUUUUAAAACUUUUUCUCUUCUAUAGGAGGAAGCUCUCCUUUGGUAAGGAGGUGGACAUCUUCUGAGGACCCCCGCUGUGUGGGCAGGCUCGCAUAGCUCUGUCCCUUUCCUAUAGAUGUCUGUAGGGAGCUGUUCUCUUGGACGUUAAGAAAGAAGACUAACUAUUAACUUGGAUCCAAAGUCGAUCUGCUGUACAGCCUGUCUACUUUGGAAGCAAGGAAGGAGGAGAAAAUCGCACCGCAUCAGUGCAAGUUGACGUGAGAACGAGGCCUGCCUGGGUAGACCUGUAGGGGAGUGGUGUACACCAGCAUGGGGUCAGAAGGGCUGGGUGCUUCUUAGCCUCUCUUGCUCUCAUCUCAGCAAGCUUUCCCAUGGUCCAUGCUCCUGUUUGAUGCAGAGGAAAGAGUGUGUAGGGCCUGGGCAGGGUAUCGUUUGGGAGUAGUGAGAGUGUGGAAGGGAUAAAAUGAGGACACAGGUUUUCUACUGAUCGACUUGUACCACACAGUCAGUCUCUGCUCUUUCUUUCAUGUCUUUGUGACUUUGUGCAUAGAGCAGUACAGUGGGAAGAGACUCAGAGCCGCAUUUCAUUCUUCCAACUCAGGUCCAUCUGCAGUGGUAGCUGUGGUGGCCUUGGAGUGGCAGAAGACCAUCCCUCUGAGCAGGUCUGCACCCAGGAGCCGUCAUCUUCCUCCAGCCUGAGUGUGCCUCUGCCCUCUGUCUGUAUCAUUAACAGAGGCUGUGUGUCACAGACUCUGUGACCGUUGAACCAGCAAUUGACUCUGACUGUUGCUUCCAAGGCUAUAGGCUGACCCAGUGAAAGAGUGUUAAGACACUGACCUGAGACACUUUGAGUUCUAAGGCCGAUACCGAAUAGGGCUACAUAACGAGACUUCAGCCAUGCCUGAGAAUAAGAGUGGAACCCAUGCUAAAACUAGGAAGGGGACUGGCAUAAAGGCUGAAGGAGAGAGGGAGGCUACUGGAAUAGUCAAGGCCAAGGCAGGGUUUGAGACAGAUGCAGUAGCAGAGAGGAAGGGAGUGUCUGAGGCUAAGGUUGUAACUGAGAUGAAGGCAAGAGCCCUGUCAGAGCCUACGGCUCUGGUCAAAGGCGUGGCUAAGGCCAUGCCUAGAUCCUGGGCCAGGUCAGGGGAGGAGAUGAAUACAGACUUUGGUCCCAGGGCUGAGGAUGAGGCCGCUGUGGUAUCUGGUUUUUCUUGUGUGGCUGAGGAGAGUGCUGCAUCUGGGGCCACACACAAAGAUGAGACUGAUACUGAUGCCUGGUUCUGGGCUGGGGAAGAGGCCAGUAUCGGUUCCUGGUUCUGGAAUGGGGAAGAGGCUGGUGGUGAUCAGACGAACGCUAAGGACGAAGGUGAAACUGAUAUUGGUGCCUCAAUCAAUACUGAGGAGUUGGGAAUAGAGGCUGCUACUGGGGCCAGCUGGAAGCCUAGGCCAGAGGAGGAGGGGGAGGAGGACGAAGAUGAGGAGUGGGAGGACUAUGAACAGGAGGAGAAUGAGGAGGAGGGGGAAGUCGUUAUUGGGAAGUGGUUCUGGGGUGGAGAUAAAAUUAGUUUUGACCCUAAUCCUAGACCCGUGUACAGGAUAGUUAAGCCCCGGGUAACGUGUGAAAUUGAUGAAAGAAAUAGGCCCAAGGACUGGUCUGAGGUAACUAUCUGGCCCAACGCCCCUGCUGAAAUUCCGGCAUUGUUGGCAUCUAGAUACCAGGUCCCGUCGAGGACAAGGCCUCUUUCAUAUACUGCCCAGUCCUCAGGUGAGAAAAACACGGGUUCCCUGCCUGCGGCAGAAGCCGGUCUUCAUGAGGGCACUUCCGUAUGCCUACAGUCUAUAGACGCGUACCCAUUUGAUUCUGAGACUUGCACUCAGGCCAUAGAGAAGAUCAGAGGGCAGAUCAGGAUCAGGGAGCUGAAUGGGAUUAGGCCAUUUCCUUGCCCUUGCAAAAUGGAAUGCCGCCUGAAUUCUGAGGACUUUGAAAAACUUGUUAGCUUACUUAAGUCAAAUGCUGAUCCUGUCAUUCAUAAAAUAGCUCAAAUUGCAAUGGGUAUCAUCAAGGUUCAUCCCCUUGCCCAAGAGCUCAUUAAUGAGAUGGGUGUGCUGACUGUUAUUGAAAGCUUGCUCGAUUUUCAAUUCCCAGACAUGACAAGAAAGGCUGAAAUUACUCUGAAUCCCAUUUCUGUGGAGGAAAGACAACGCAGGAAUAUAAUACAUGUUGUGCAUAUGUGUAAGGAAACCGUGUCUUUUCCCUUGAACUCACCUGGUCAGCGAUCUGGAUUAAAGGAAUUAGGGCAGCUGAGUGCUGACCGUGACCAUCACUUCAUUGUUGCCGCUUACCUUCCAGAGCUUUCCCGUAUGCUAUCCCUGGGAAAUCAUAAAACCAGAAAUCUGGUUUUGAAAGUACUUUUGAAUAUGUCUGAAAAUCCCAUUGCAGCAAGAGACAUGAUGAAUAUUGAGGUAUUGUCAGCAUUAAAACUCAUCUUUCACCAGAAAGAGGCAAAAGCCAAUCUUGUUACUGCCGUGGCCAUAUUUGUUAAUAUAAAGGAGCAUAUCAGAAGGGGAUCGAUUGUAGUUGUUAAUCCCGUGAGUUAUAAUGAACUCAAGGCCGUGUUCCGUGAAGUUAAAACGAUUAUUGAAAAAUUGUAAAAUGAGCCAGAAAUAAAAGAGAAAACUUGGAACAAUCUCCAAACUUUAAUAGGCCGUAUGUUCCCAAAGAGCCUUGUGGUUAUCACCAUGUGCACAUUAUAAAUUGCAUCUUUAACGUGAUGUUACUUGUGACAGCCUCUGGGUUUGAGCUAGAUCAUAUUUGGAUAUCAAAUGAAUAUUACCCCUUGAGCUGAAAAUACCUGUUGAUCUUCAUCCUGUCUAGUUUGGGAGAUGUGUAGCAUUUUCCGUAAGGAGAUCGUGAACCAACAUUGGAAGUAAGCUAGCUUGUUCAUUAGUAUCUACAUAGAUCCAUUUGUGGCUUCACAUGGCAAAAAAUGAAAAGCAAAACAAAACAAAACAUAACAAAAAAACCCUUGAGUUUAUAGUCUAGUUUUAGAAAUAAGGCAUAUACACACAGAAAUAUAAGCGCCAGUACCGACAGCGUAUAUAUGCUCAUAGCCAAACGUGCCCUCUUGAUCCUUAAAGGGAGCAGGGAUUGCUACAGUGUAGACUGUUUAAUGUAAAAGGAAAAACUAUUUUCCCUAUUCCACCUGCAUGACACAACUCAUUCUACAACACAUAAAUGGACUUGAGUCUCAGUCAAAAUGUCAUGUUAGUUUAUUUAAUUUUUUAUCUCGGUACCACAUUUGGAGUUCUCAUAUUGUCAGGCUAUUUGGUUUAUGUCAGUGUCAUCUCUUACAGAAAGGAAGGAGGUUUACAGGGGAAACAUUCCCCGAGUGCCUACUCUAUGUCAGACACUGUUGGCACCACAAUUUACAGGUUUUUUUUUUUUUUCUGUCUCUUUCUCCCGAUGAUCCUGUUGGAUAGGCUACUAGUAUUUCUUUUUAUCGUAAGUCAUUAAUCUGGGUACUCUCCAAUGAGAAUCCGAGGGGUUUAAUUUUUUCCUACAUCCCCACAGCUGGCAGGUGGCAUAGCUGUUUUGUCUGGUAACCAUCUUUGUCUGAUACCAAAACCCACUCUCACCACACUACCUUACAGUCCCCCUUCACUUUUUCCCAUGGUGGUCUUCAAAGCUCAGGGACUAUUUGGUUUGAAUGGCUCAAUUCUGCUGUGGAUGAUGUCCCUGCCGGGCUUGCAAUUCUUAACAUUUAAAUUUCUCCAAUCUGGCCAUGUCAGUUAGGCUUUUGGCUCCACCUGGCUGGAGGUCAGGAGAAAAGUCUGGGAUGAAUAGAUGGGUUUGGCCCAGCAGUGUCUGCGACAGUCGACCUAGAAUGGCAGCUGUCUCAACCCACAAGAUAGUGAUUUCUGGAAGUCUGUAUGGCCCAGAAAGUAUUCCCAGGAGUUUGGCCUGUGGCUGAGUUCUGUAAGUCUUAUGGCAGGAAGUACAGCCCAUGGUCUGAGCUAAAGAGAAAGAUUCUGUGUGUGAAAGUAUCGGGUUAUACGCUUUAAGACUUUUACACAGUUAAAUGAAAUCAUGCUCUCAGUACUGUUUGUAACAUGCUUUUUCCCUAGCAGUAUAUUGUGAAAAUCUUUCCAUGUCAAUAAAUGUACUUAUACAGCAUAUUUUUGAAUCGUGUAAUAUUUUGGUAUGUAGGCUUCCGAUUUUUUCUUUGCAUAUUUUCUAGUAUACAUAUGAACACAUUUAUUCUUUUGCAAAAAUGGGAGAGUGGUAUUCUGCAACUUGCCUUUCCCUCGUCAUUAUUUUCCUAAUUCAUUAUUGUAGAGAUCUGUCACAUGCUUUUUAUUAAUAGCUUCAUUGAGGUAUAACUGACAGAUACUAAACUGCAUGUAUUUGGUAAGUUUUGACAUAUGUAUUCAUGCAUGUCACCAUCACCAAAAUCAAGAUAGUCACCAUAUCUGUCUCCCCUCAACAGCUACUUCAUGCCCCUUGGUAAUC
Loxodonta africana (African savanna elephant) is the source of this 4792-nucleotide messenger RNA. Its product is annotated as G protein-coupled receptor associated sorting protein 3-like. Lineage: Eukaryota; Metazoa; Chordata; Mammalia; Proboscidea; Elephantidae. The transcript has 5 exons. Gene Ontology annotation, cellular component: cytosol; nucleus. The record is from RefSeq and is a predicted model, not a curated record. Bases 1180 to 2934 code for a protein of 584 amino acids.